Molecule: messenger RNA, 1438 nt
Organism: Apaloderma vittatum (bar-tailed trogon)
Lineage: Eukaryota; Metazoa; Chordata; Aves; Trogoniformes; Trogonidae
Product: interferon-induced protein with tetratricopeptide repeats 5-like
Exons: 1
Biological process (GO): defense response to virus
Cellular component (GO): cytosol
Molecular function (GO): protein binding
Source: RefSeq, a predicted model, not a curated record
UGCCGUUUCCAAGAGUUCCUUGAAGAGCUCCCUAGAGAAGCUGGAAUGUCAUUUUACGUGGACGUUGCUGGAGGAGGAUGUGGAUCUCGAUGAAUUAAAGGAAACAGUACGCUGUCAGAUAAGGUUUUUCACAGAAUCCAACAUUCAAAAUUAUAAUCUAAUGUCCUACAUAUGCCACCUAAAGAAAUCGAAUGAGGAAGCCCUGCAAAAUCUACAGAAAGCUGAAGAAGAAGUUCAAAAAAGUCACCCAGACAAAAUUGCCAGGAGAAGUCUUGUUACCUUGGGGAACUAUGCCUGGGUCUACUACCACCUGGAGAGGUAUGAAGAAGCUCAAAGUUACGUAAACAAGGUGGAGAACAGCUGCAAAGAGCUUUCCAGUACUGCUCAGUGGAAGAUUGAACUUCCAGAGAUCUAUGCUGAGGAAGGAUGGGCAUUGAUAAAGUUUGGGAAAAAAUACUACAAGAGAGCAAAGAAUUGCUUUGAAAAUGCUCUGAAGAAGGAACCCAACAACCCAGAAUUUAAUGCCGGCUAUGCAACAGCAAUGUACCGUUUGGAAGAUUAUUUUUACAGGCAAUGUGAACAUGAAAGCCUGUGCCUCGAGCCUCUGAAGCGUGCAGUGGAACUGAAUCCAAAGGAUACUGUCCUUAUGGCAUUACUUGCAUUAAAGCUUCAGGAUUUAAAGCAAGAUGAUGAAGGGGAGAGAUACAUUGAGGAAGCAAUGCAGAAAACCCCUUGUUCUCCUUACGCCUUGCGAUACAGUGCUAAAUUUUACAGAAGGAAAGGAGACGUGGACAAGGCACUGGAGAUUUUGAAAAGGGCCCUAACAGUAACACCAGACUCUACCUUUCUGCAUCAUCAGCUUGGACUCUGCUACAGAAAUAAGCUAUUUGAGUUGAAAAGGUCUACAAGAUAUCCAUCUCGAGAGCAAGUGGAGGAACUCAUCCAACUUGCCAUUUAUCAUUUUAAAAUAAUGACUGACCGAAAGACAAAAAAUUUUUCUGCACACAUGGACCUAGCAAGAAUGUAUACAGAAGGAAAGAGGUAUGAGGAAGCAGAAGAGACAUUUCAGAAAGCAUCUCAGAUAAAUAUUCUGUGCGAUGAUGACAAGCAACAAUUCUGCCAUGUUUACGGUAAUUUUCAGCAUUUUCACAUGAAAUCAGAAUCUGAAGCAAUCAGGUAUUACAUGAAAGGAAUGAAAAUUCAGAAAGACUCUUAUUACUUCCAUAAGUGCAGAGAUGCUCUGAAGAAAAUGCUGGAACAGAGAAUUCAAAGAGGUUUAGGAGAUGCAAGAGUUUUUGCUACACUGGGAUUCAUUUGUUCUCUAAACAGUGAGAAACAUGAAGCAAUUGAGUACUAUGAGAAGGCUGUUGCAUUAAAUCCUGACAGUGAAGAAUAUCUGAGUGGAUUAUGUGAGCUGAGACUUUCCAUCUCAAGCUAA